UCUUAUGCAGUUUUUGAUUUGGUUAAGGAAAAAUGGCUCUCUGUUAAAUUCGAGCAGCUGAAUGCGUUACCGAUAUUGAUAUCUAUAAACCUAGUCGUAACCAAGGUCGGAAACAAAGCUAUCGUUUUCGGGAGACCGCUCUUGGGGUUGACAAAUAGCGUGUGGUUGUUAGGUUUAUCAGAUGGCCUUCGAUUGAGGACUUUCAGAAUGCCGUCAUCUGAGUUGAGUCCGGUCAAGCCACGAAUUCUUAGUACUGGUGGUGUUAUGGCAAAGCAGCAAGAAAUCUUGAUGUAUGGUGGACUAAAAUUAUCGGACAGUUAUCGAAAAACCUCUGAUCAUCGCCUUCAUCGAUUAGAUUUGACAACGUUGCAAUGGUCAGCAGAAGCACUUGGCAGAAGUGGCUCGACGAUGCUGUAUUUCGCACCGUUGUGUACAGCAACGGUUCUCUUGGACUCAGUUCUAGUUGUAUUUGGCGGAUUCCCGCGCUUAAAUAAAGAAACGCUUACGGUAAAGUCCAUCAUGUGGAACGAUAUUUGGGGUUACUAUAAUUACGUGAAAGCCAGAUUGUGGAUUAAGUACUUGCCAAGAGGAAGAAAGCCACCUGCAAGAAUUUUGCACGCUGCAACAGCAAUCGACUUACAGACGAUGGUGAUAUAUGGAGGAAUAAAUCUUGAUUCAAUUGAACUUCUUUAUGAUUUGUGGAGUUUCUCUCUUCCAACUUUGGAUGAAAACUUACUGAACUUGUCAGAGCAACAGAAUGGAUCACAAUGGAAAAUGAUGCAUGGAUUAGGACCUAACACAUCUUAUGCCAUGUCGCUAGUAAACAUUGAUAACAUAUUGUAUAUGUAUGGUGGAUCACAAACUGUUCUGAACGUGCCUGACAUUUUUUCAGGGCAUUCUGAAGAUAUUAAGAUAUCUUUCAGUUGUGUAAACACAUUGUGGACGUACAGCCUAGUGCACAACACAGGUUGGAUACAUAUGGAAUCUAAAGGAAGAAGUCCAGGAAAUCGUUGCUUUCAUCAAUCACAUGCAUUUGGCAACAAAAUGUUGCUCACAGGAGGUUGCAGUAACAAUGUUGUAAUGCGUUUUAAUCGUUGCACACUCAUAGUCGAGAUCAAGUGCGAAGCAGACAAAGAUACGGAGGGUGUAUGGAUUUAUGAUCCGGACACAAUCAGUUGGUUAGAGUUGAGCGCUCAACCAUUGUAUCACCUCAACGUAUUUGGAGUGUUUAGCGUUGUGUGGAACGAUCUUCUUCUCUCGUUUGGUGGACUACCCUUAGAGCAGCAAUCUGCAACAGAUCACGUUCCAGACGACUGGAACGGCUUUUCAGUCUUCAAACCUGCAUGUCCUGCGGGCAUGACAAGCAAGAAUCUAAAAGUUGAGAUGUGUUACAAUUGCCCCGUCGGUCAGUUUUCCUCAACUUCCCAUUCUCCUUGUUCACAGUGUCCAGACGGUCUCACAACAGAACACGAAGGUUCUGGCAGUCCAGUCAACUGCAGUCGAUGUGUGGAUAACUAUUGUGGAUACGGUACGUGUUAUGUCACAUUGCCGGGUCCUUCUUCUACCUGUCAGUGUCAGUUUGGAUUUACUAAAAACAAUAAAGGAUUGUGCACCGUGGCCACGUUCUAUAUCGCCGCUUCGGGCUUUGUAUCAGGGGUAGCACUUUUUGUAUUAAUUAUUGUAUUGCUUACAAAAUUUAGAAAAGCGAGGAAAGAUCACAAAGUUAUAAUAAAGAACAAAGACCACGAACUGAUGGAACUGACUAAUGUUUUCAACAUUGACUCGAAAGAGUUGAAACUACGAAAACGAAUUGAUAAAGAUUGUCCUGGUGGAUACGGUGAAGUGUAUCAAGCAGAGUAUAGAGAAAUGAUGGUAGCCGUCAAGAAGCUGCAAGGAAUACAUAUGGAACUCGAUCGUAUCGAGUUAGAGUUCGAGAGAGAGAUCGAAGUGAUGAGAGCCAUCAGACAUUCAAACAUUGUUCUGUUCAUAGGAGGAGGUCGGUAUCACGACGAUGGAUGUCCGUUCCUUGUAGUAGAGUACAUGGCGAGAGGAUCACUAACUAGUAUUUUAAAUAAUAGGAAAAUAGAUUUGGAAGAUAAUCUAAAGUUGAGGUUUACUGCAGACACGGCCAAGGGAAUGAGAUUUCUGCACAGUCAACGUCCACCUCGAGUGCAUCGUGACUUGAAGAGCAGCAAUCUGUUGGUGAGUCAACAAUGGGUAGUCAAGGUGGCCGACUUCGGAUCGGCUCGAUUGGUGAAAGAUGAAGGAAUCAGUCAAGACGCAGUACGAGGAGCGGGGCCACUCGAUCUCACAGCUCCACUUCUUGGUGCAGAUUAUCAGUUAUCAUCAGGUGUUGGAACACCGAGUUGGUGUGCUCCAGAGAUACUGAGUGGACAAGGAUAUGGAACAGCAGCCGAUGUUUACAGUUUUGGUAUUGUGAUGUGGGAAAUUUGGUCGAGAGAACUCCCGUAUGUUGAUCGCAAUUUCCAAUCUAUCCUCGACUUGAAAGCAGCCGUUCUCGGUGGCGUUAGACCAAGCGUUCUACAAGACGAACACAGCGACUACGUCGAGCUAAUGCGCGACUGUUGGGCGUGUGAUGAGACCUCCAGACCUACGUUUCACGAGAUUGCGAUCAGACUGGAAGAAAUGAGCGACAACUAUUGUCCUUUUGGCGAAAAGAAGUAGUUUACACGUUAUCGUUUGCUUGCUGUCGUUUAAUUAAUUAAUAGUGUUAAUUGUUUGCUGAAGAUUAGAAUACGAUGCUGUUCUGCAUUUAGUCUAGAUAAUCAGCAAUAGACUGCGUCAGAACUGCUGCAGCUGAUUCUAUUGAUAUUAAUGUCAACGCUUGCUUAUUCAUUGUCACACCAAGUUGGUGUAAUGUCAGAUCAAAUUUGACUAUGGUUAUCUCAAACGUAUAUUUGAA
Molecule: messenger RNA, 2923 nt
Organism: Corticium candelabrum
Lineage: Eukaryota; Metazoa; Porifera; Homoscleromorpha; Homosclerophorida; Plakinidae
Product: probable serine/threonine-protein kinase DDB_G0278509
Exons: 2
Coding region: 208-2685 (825 amino acids)
Biological process (GO): protein phosphorylation
Molecular function (GO): protein binding; protein serine/threonine kinase activity; ATP binding
Source: RefSeq, a predicted model, not a curated record